AUGGCUUCUUCUGCCGCAUCUCUCCCUCGACAUUUCCCAACAACUGGCUUCAAAAAGAUAGAUUUGUCUCAAAGGAUAGAGGAGGAGAGAUAUGGUGAUUAUGUUGCUGAACGCUACUACCCCGUGCAUAUCGGUGAGAUAUUUCAAUCCAGACAUCAAGUUAUCACAAAGCUUGGAUUUGGCGCAACAUCAACAAUAUGGCUAUGUCGAGACCUCCAGGAACACCGCUACUUAACCUUAAAGGUUAAUGUUCGUAGCAGGCGGCCCAACCCUGAGGUUGAGUUAACGAAUUAUAUGAAGAGUAUAGAGGAUACACAUGGCGGUGAAAUUCAUGUCCGCCGCGUGAUAGAGUCAUUUAGCAUUGAUGGCCCCCAUGGAACUCACUGCUGUAUUCUCUAUGAGCCCACUGGCAUCGACCUAAGUGAUUUCAUACACCGCUUAGAGACUGGUGCACUACCUCCGACUAUGCUUAGGCUAACCGUCCGAUACAUUCUUAUCGCGCUGGACUAUAUUCACCAGUUAGGAAUCAUCCAUACAGAUAUACAACCAAAUAAUGUUCUUCUAGGCAUAGACGAUCAAUCAAUCCUCUCACAACUUGAGUCCGAUGAACUCCAUUAUCCAACAUCUCGGAAGAAGAUGUCCUCACGAACAAUAUAUCUAUCUCGAGAAAUGCCAAUAACACAGGGAUUGCCAAUUCUUUCGGAUAUGGGUGAGGCUCGACGUGUAGAAACAAAACAAAGAGGUAUUAUUCAGCCGAGUAUAUAUCGUGCACCAGAAGUGAUGCUAGACAUGGAGUGGGAUAACAAAGUUGAUAUAUGGGCACUGGGGCAGACGAUAUGGACUAUCUUCGAGCAAGGCCAUCUCUUCGAAAAUGUUAAUCCAAUGGGGGAGCUGGAUCAUGGCCGUAGAUUUGCUGAAAUGAUAUCUCUUCUGGGGCCUCCACCCCCUGAGUUUCUUAAGAGAAGCAAAGAAAGUCAGAAGUACUGGGACGAAAAUGGUAAUACUAUUAUCCUCUCAUUCCCCAAUUAUGUCCUUGUUUUAAUUUGGGUCCUAAUAGGAAACUGGAAACUAUCUCACGCCUAUCCAAUCCCACAGCAGACUUUAGAAUCCCGGGAGAUACAGCUAAAUGGAGAUGAAAAGAAACUAUUCCUGGAUUUUAUCAGAAAGAUGCUACAGUGGAUGCCAGAAGAUAGAGCCAAUGCUCAACAGCUUCUAUUUGAAGAUCCAUGGGUAACAGCGGGUGACUACUAG
This is a messenger RNA of Microsporum canis CBS 113480, 1251 nucleotides long. RefSeq names its product protein kinase domain-containing protein. The record is from RefSeq and is a predicted model, not a curated record. The coding region runs from base 1 to 1251 and encodes 416 amino acids. NCBI's taxonomy places the organism in Eukaryota, Fungi, Ascomycota, Eurotiomycetes, Onygenales, Arthrodermataceae. The transcript has 4 exons. Gene Ontology annotation, molecular function: ATP binding; protein kinase activity. Gene Ontology annotation, biological process: spliceosomal complex assembly; regulation of mRNA processing; protein phosphorylation.